This is a messenger RNA of Cylicocyclus nassatus, 486 nucleotides long. The record is from the annotation of a GenBank genome assembly. NCBI's taxonomy places the organism in Eukaryota, Metazoa, Nematoda, Chromadorea, Rhabditida, Strongylidae.
UUUGCGAGUCUCAUGGACCCCAAAAAGGUGGAGGCAUUAGCUAAACUUGCGCAGUUUAGACCUGAAGAUAAACCACAACCUCAUACUUCUGUUCCUGGCCCUCUCAAGCCAAUAGUGAAUAUUCUACUAAAAGAAGAACCAAGGUUUACUGAAGCGACGUUUACGGACAGAGUUCGAGUUCAGCUUUAUUCAGUCAAAGAUAUCAUAACCGGGAAGAAGGUUGAAACUCCCCAUACCUUCAAAUGUGGUUCAGAAAUAUACACAGCGCGCGAAGAUGCAUUCGCCUUUACCGAAAUCACUGUAGAACCAGGGAAGACUGUCGAGGUCGAUGUAUCCUUGGAAGACCAAGUGAAUUUCUAUCCUCAACAAAAGAUCAUAAUUUAUGAUGUGUGGUUCUAUGGAGAAGGAAUCGUCAUCCAGCCACUUCCAUCAGUCAAUAAACAAACUUUUUGGCAGAGGAUGCUUUGGGGGAAGUGAAAUCCGCAC